ACGGUCCCAUGGGGGAGUCCCUGCUGGGGUCCCCGGCUGCCUGGACCGUGGGUGCUCCCAGCUGCUGCCUCUGGGCCUCGGGAGCGUGCAGCAGAGGGGGCAGAUGGGCUGUGAAAUCCAGGAGACGCGGCCGGAGGACCCUAGACUCCUCUAGAGCAUGAGCUCUGGCAAGAAGGCCCGCUACAACCGCUUCUCGGGGGGCCCUGCCGACCUUCCCGCCGCAGACGCCACAGCCGCGACCAGAAUGGAAACGACCUUUGGGCCUGCCUUUUCUGCCGUCACCACCAUCACGAAAGCUGAUGGGACCAGCACGUACAAACAGCACCGCCGGACGCCGUCCUCCUCCAGCAGCCUCGCCUACUCCCCGAGGGAUGAGGAGGACAGCAUGCCCCCCAUCAGCACGCCGCGCCGCUCCGACUCGGCCAUCUCCGUCCGCUCUCUGCACUCCGAGUCCAGCAUGUCCCUGCGCUCCACGUUCUCGCUGCCCGAGGAGGAGGAGGAACCGGAGCCGCUGGUAUUUGCUGAGCAGCCCUCGGUGAAGCUCUGCUGUCAGCUUUGCUGUGGUGUGUUCAAGGACCCCGUGAUCACCACAUGCGGGCACACGUUCUGUCGUCGAUGCGCUCUGAAGUCAGAGAAGUGCCCCGUGGACCACGCCAAGCUCACGGUGGUGGUGAACAACAUCGCGGUCGCUGAACAGAUCGGGGAGCUCUUCAUCCACUGCAGGCACGGCUGCCGGGCGGCAGGGAGUGGGAAGCCCCCCGUCUUCGAGGUGGACCCCCGAGGGUGCCCCUUCACAAUCAAGCUCAGCGCUCGCAAGGACCACGAGGGCAGCUGCGACUACCGGCCUGUGCGAUGCCCGAACAACCCCAGCUGCCCGCCCCUCCUCAAGAUGAACCUGGAGGCCCACCUGAAGGAGUGUGAGCACAUCAAGUGUCCCCACUCCAAGUACGGGUGCACCUUCAUCGGGAACCAGGACACCUAUGAGACGCACCUGGAGACUUGCCGCUUUGAGGGCCUGAAAGAGUUCUUGCAGCAGACAGACGACCGCUUCCACGAGAUGCACGUGGCGCUGGCCCAGAAAGACCAGGAGAUCGCCUUCCUGCGCUCCAUGUUGGGCAAGCUCUCCGAGAAGAUUGACCAGCUGGAGAAGAGCCUGGAGCUCAAGUUCGAUGUCCUAGAUGAAAACCAGAGCAAGCUCAGCGAAGACCUCAUGGAAUUCCGGAGGGACGCGUCCAUGCUGAACGAUGAGCUGUCCCACAUCAACGCGCGGCUGAACAUGGGCAUCCUAGGAUCCUAUGAUCCGCAGCAGAUCUUCAAGUGCAAAGGAACCUUCGUGGGCCACCAGGGCCCAGUGUGGUGUCUCUGUGUCUACUCCAUGGGGGACCUGCUGUUCAGCGGCUCCUCUGACAAGACCAUCAAGGUGUGGGACACAUGUACCACCUACAAGUGUCAGAAGACCCUCGAGGGCCACGACGGCAUCGUGUUGGCCCUGUGCAUCCAAGGGUGCAAGCUGUACAGCGGCUCUGCGGACUGUACCAUCAUCGUGUGGGACAUCCAGAACCUGCAGAAGGUGAACACCAUCCGGGCCCACGACAACCCGGUGUGCACGCUGGUCUCCUCACACAACAUGCUCUUCAGCGGCUCCCUGAAGGCCAUCAAGGUCUGGGACAUCGUGGGCACUGAACUGAAGCUAAAGAAGGAGCUCACAGGGCUCAACCACUGGGUCCGGGCCCUGGUGGCCGCCCAGAGCUACCUGUACAGCGGCUCCUACCAGACAAUCAAGAUCUGGGACAUCCGGACCCUCGACUGCAUCCAUGUCCUGCAGACCUCUGGCGGCAGCGUCUACUCUAUUGCAGUGACGAAUCACCACAUCGUCUGUGGCACCUACGAGAACCUCAUCCAUGUGUGGGACAUCGAGUCCAAGGAGCAGGUGCGGACCCUGACAGGCCACGUGGGCACUGUGUACGCUCUGGCGGUCAUCUCCACACCAGACCAGACCAAAGUCUUCAGCGCGUCCUAUGACCGCUCGCUCAGGGUCUGGAGUAUGGACAACAUGAUCUGCACGCAGACCUUGCUGCGUCACCAAGGCAGCGUGACUGCACUGGCCGUGUCGCGGGGCCGGCUCUUCUCGGGCGCUGUGGAUAGCACUGUGAAGGUCUGGACGUGCUGACAGAAUGCAGGGCCAUCUUGGCUUCCUCCUAACCUCCCAGGCCGGUCCCCACCAGGCUGACCAUGGGAGGGGUCUCG
Molecule: messenger RNA, 2247 nt
Organism: Lontra canadensis (Northern American river otter)
Lineage: Eukaryota; Metazoa; Chordata; Mammalia; Carnivora; Mustelidae
Gene: TRAF7
Product: TNF receptor associated factor 7
Exons: 21
Coding region: 158-2170 (670 amino acids)
Biological process (GO): ribosomal large subunit assembly; Notch signaling pathway
Cellular component (GO): nucleolus
Molecular function (GO): protein binding; zinc ion binding
Source: RefSeq, a predicted model, not a curated record